UGUUUCCUCAGCGUCACGACUUUUACCGCUCCUCUCUUCUGCAAUGUGAUUGAGUUCACUUCCAUAGCAACCCCUCUGUCGGUAAUUACACACUGAACGGUCUGGUGACGGCGGGUCAGAGGUGUUCAGGGUUAGGUAUAGAGCCCCCUGGCUGACGUUUCUGGGUGAAUUAUAACUAAGGACAACUGAAGUACAUAAAAGUGAAGAAUGUUGGGGAAGAUUACAACAGAUCUACCUUACCUUACCAUCGAUAAUUUCGAGGACUGUCUGUCUUCUGAUGAUGUUCUGGUGCACUUCUUUAACGACUUCCUCAGUCUACCUUCGUUCCCUGAGUGUGUACAGUACAACCAGGAGACUGGUGUGUUUGAGGUGGUCAGUGAUGCAGCGGAGGCUCUGUCUAGGAGGAUCAGGUCAGCCCUGCAGUACUUUAAAUCACAACCUCUCACUGACCCAACAGAGCUGACUGCUAGACCUGUGGUGGACAACCACUACACUGUUCUGUGCUUGGACAGAGAACAGGGAGUGGAGUGGAUCCUAAAAGAAAGACUACCCUUGUUUAUUGAAAGUGACUGCUACUUCGAGUACAGGUUAGCGAAGCUGCUCUCUCAGUGGGGCCCUCAGGGCUGGAACCAGAAGAGGGAUGGUACCUCAGUCCAGCCCCCUGUCACCACAGAGCCUGUCUGUCCUUCCCCUGGGCCCGAUGACAGAGAGACCCUGAUGAAGGUCCUCUAUGUGUCACUGGGACAGGCCUCGGUAACAGACAUGUUGACAAUGGCCAAGGACAAGGACAAGCAGCUGCCUGUCUGUACCCGGUCUGUGAGAACCCCGGUGUGCUCCCUGGGCCGGGAGGGACAGAGGGGUCCGGCCUCAGCCUGCUUCUCCUGCAUCCCUGACUCAGAGUCCUACGCCCUCUCCUCCUCACUCCUCGUCUCCUUUCCUCUCUCCUCUUCGCUCCCGGACUGUCCUCUCUGCUCUUCACUUCUAGACUGGGACAAGAGACGGGGAGACCACAGCGCAGAGCAGGAGAUGAACGUCUACCUCACAGAGACAGAGGCAAAGACAGAGAUAGAGGCAGGAACUACAGAUGAGGAUCAUGGGGAACCCAAGCCCCAGAGUCCUGCCUGUUCUACCACUGAUGAGGAGAUGGUUGGUCCCCACACAGAGAGCCCCUGUGAGGGAGGUCCAGCCACCAGCCACAGCAGACUGAAGGAGCAGCAGGAGGAGGGUGACCUUGAGUUCCAUGACCUUGAGUUCUAUGAUAUCACUGCUAGUAUCCAUGGUGAUAGACAGGGCCUUGGUGACUUUAAGGACUUCUUAGAGGGAACACUAGGAGAGAAGCUUUUGCGUCUGUGGAUGGAUAUAGAGAGACUGAAGACCCUACAGGACGACAGGAGGAGAAUCAGGCAUUUGGUCCAGAUGCGUAGCUGCUACCUGCUGACCGGUGGCCAGAGCAGUCUGAAUGGUGAGCUGUUGACCAGACUGGGUCUCUCUACCUCCCCCUGCUGGAGAGAGGACAGACUGCAGAGAGUUCAGCCCCGCGUCACUGAGGCACUGCUCUGCUACUGGGGUCCCAGGUUCAUGUGGUGUUCCAGGGGUCCAAGGUUCAGGAUGAGCCAGAGAGCAGUAGAUCCUCUCAGACUGUCACUGUGGAGGAACGGACAGCUACACCCUCCCUCUGGUGUGAACCCUAACCCUCGUUACAUCAACCUCCACCCCCUCCGGCCUCACACCUCUCUACCCCGACCUACCAUCCGCCCAGACACCUCUCUACCCAGAGACAGGACCCCCACACCAGCUCACACACAGACAGGUUAUGCCAGCAGCAGUCCUGUUGUAGGGGCCUGGAGGAUGGAGAGGAUGUUACAGGCUCUAUGUGUGGACUCACAGGCCGGGUUCUACUUCACACGCUACUGUGAACGCUCUGGAAACCCGCUGUGGGAGAAUGCCGUCCACUGCUGGUGUGAUCUGCAGCAGUACCACCAGCUCUUCUACCAAGAUGGACUGGAUCCCUACAGGGUACAGAGACAGGCUCAUUUGCUGUAUUCAACCUACGUGUGCAGUGCUGCCUGUAGUAGCAUUGAGGUGGAGGAGGAGAGCAGAGAGAGGGUGUACACCUGUCUCACUCCCCCGUUUGAGGAGGAGAGCAGAGAGAGGGUGUACACCUGUCUCACUCCUGCGUUUGAGGAGCUGUUUGACUGGGUGGAGGAACACACUCUGACCCUCCUCCUGGAGCCCUGGACGCUGCUCACCACCAGGGACACAGACACCUUCCAGAAGGUGGCUGUACGGGAGGAGACUCGCCAGGUGGAGUCAGAGCCGUAUGGAGAACUGAAGACGCUGUACGAGGAGGCUGUACACAGACUGGAACAGCAUGCUGUGGCCCAGGCCUGCAGGCCCCCUCCUCCACCACUAGAGGUUGCCAGGUCUCCAUCUAUGUGGUCUGCCGUCCCAGAGAGGUACAGAGGGUACAGGUUGGGCUCUCUGCUAGGACACCGCACGGAGCUACAACACUUCACAUCCUUCCUACAAGACAACACCGCCAGUAUACACCUGGCAUGCUGGCAGGACAUAGAGAAUUACAGGAGAAUCCCCCAUAAAGACAAGGCCCAGAGAGAGGACAAGUCCAGACUCAUUAAGGACAAAUACCUCAAUAGGAAAUACUUCUUUGGGCCUGACAGUCCUGCCACCAGACAACAACAGGAGGAGGUGAUGCGUCUGGCUGGUGGCUGGGGGAGACUGCUCCAUGACCGUCUGUGUGCUCCUGUCCUGGUGGACAUUCAGAGCAUCACCAGGAACCACAUAGAAACAAGAUGGCUGCCUGUCUUCCUGACGACACCGGAGUUCAAUGAGAGACAGCAGCAGAGAGUCAGGCCUCGGGGUGAAGACGGGGUGUCCGACCAGGUCUACCAGCGACACAGGAACAAGAGAGAGGUGUGGAAGCAGGUCAAGGGGACGUGGAUGACCUCUGCAGGGGAGAUCCUGGCUCUCCGGAGGGCCCUGCUCAACCCCGUCACGUGUCAUCAGUUCCGGCGCUUCGUCUCUCUGAAGGGAGACUUCCUGGAGAAUGACAUCCUGUUCUGGCUGGAGGUCCAGAGGUAUAAGGAUCUGUGUCAUUCCCACUGUGUGGAGGCUGUAGUCCAGGACAAGGUGUCCACCAUCAUCAGCUGUUUCAUCCAGUCCUGUCCCCCAGCCCUGCAGAUAGACAUCCCCCCAGAGCAGGCAACACACAUCCUGGAGAGGAGGGGGGAGAUGGGACCAUACGUCUUCAGAGAGGCUCAGAUGUGUGUGUUCAGUGAGCUACUGAAGCUGUGGCCAGAGUUCCUGUCGUUCAGCAGCGGUGUGCAGGAGGAGGAGGUGUUGCCGCUGUUGCAGAACAGCGUGAACAAACAGAGUGCUAAACUGCAGCGUCGCAGGAGGAGCGAGGAGGAAAAGGAAGUGGAGAGGAGAGCCCAGGAGGAAGUGGAGAGGUUUCCAGAGGAGCAUGAGGAGAAACACAAAGGACUACAGGAGAGCAGAGAGCUGCUUUACCCUAGUCAACAGUUGUCUUGGUCCUAUUCUAAAUACAUGGUCGCCCUGGAGAGAGAGGAGGUGCUGCUGAGGAGACAGGAAGUCACCUCCUCCACUGGGACAGACUCAUCCUCUGCCCACAGUCUGAAGUCAAAGGGCAGCAGACACUCCCGACAGAGUCAACACCCUAUCUAUCACCAGGCCCAGCAGAGUUCUAUCGUCUCCCCCAGGACAGAGCCAACACCAGACCCAGCUGAGCUCUAACGUCUCCCCCAGGACAGAGCCAACACCAGGCCCAACAGAGCUCUAACGUCUCCCCCAGGACAGAGCCAACACCAGGCCCAGCUGAGCUCUAACGUCUCCCCCAGGACAGAGCCAACACCAGGCCCAACAGAGCUCUAACGUCUCCCCCAGGACAGAGCCAACACCAGGCCCUAACGUCUCCCCCAGGACAGAGCCAACACCAGGCCCAGCAGAGCUCUAUCGUCUCCCCCAGGACAGAGCCAACACCAGGCCCAACAGAGCUCUAAUGUCUCCCCCAGGACAGAGCCAACACCAGACCCAGCAGAGCUCUAUCGUCUCCCCCAGGACAGAGCCAACACCAGACCCAGCAGAGUUCUAACGUCUCCCCCAGGACAGAGCCAACACCAGACCCAGCAGAGUUCUAUCGUCUCCCCCAGGACAGAGUCAACACCAGACCCAGCAGAGGACAGAGCCAACACCAGACCCAGCAGAGGACAGAGCCAACACCAGGCCCAACAGAGCUCUAUCGUCUCCCCCAGGACAGAGCCAACACCAGGCCCAACAGAGCUCUAACGUCUCCCCCAGGACAGAGCCAACACCAGGCCCAGCAGAGUUCUAUCGUCUCCCCCAGGACAGAGCCAACACCAGACCCAGCUGAGCUCUAACGUCUCCCCCAGGACAGAGCCAACACCAGGCCCAACAGAGCUCUAACGUCUCCCCCAGGACAGAGCCAACACCAGGCCCAGCAGAGCUCUAUCGUCUCCCCCAGGACAGAGCCAGCACCAGGCCCAGCAGAGCUCUAACGUCUCCCCCAGGACAGAGCCAACACCAGGCCCAACAGAGCUCUAUCGUCUCCCCCAGGACAGAGCCAACACCAGGCCCAACAGAGCUCUAACGUCUCCCCCAGGACAGAGCCAACACCAGGCCCAACAGAGCUCUAUCGUCUCCCCCAGGACAGAGCCAACACCAGACCCAGCAGAGUUCUAUCGUCUCCCCCAGGACAGAGCCAACACCAGACCCAGCAGAGUUCUAUCGUCUCCCCCAGGACAGAGCCAACACCAGACCCAGCAGAGUUCUAUCGUCUCCCCCAGGACAGAGCCAACACCAGACCCAGCAGAGCUCUAUCGUCUCCCCCAGGACAGAGCCAACACCAGACCCAGCAGAGCUCUAUCGUCUCCCCCAGGACAGAGCCAACACCAGACCCAGCAGAGUUCUAUCGUCUCCCCCAGGACAGAGUCAACACCAGACCCAACAGAGCUCUAACGUCUCCCCCAGGACAGAGCCAACACCAGACCCAGCAGAGCUCUAUCGUCUCCCCCAGGACAGAGUCAACACCAGACCCAGCAGAGCUCUAUCGUCUCCCCCAGGACUGACAAUGGGCUUGUUUGAGUGGUAAGCCUGAAGCAAAGCGUCUGCAGACGAUCGUGGAGAAAUGAACUCUGGGAAUCUGUUUCAGCGUUAAGUCUGAUACUGAUGUGGCUUUCCUACAUGGCAGUGGUGACAGUUUUCAGAAAAGUUGUUUGUUUGUACAAAUAAAUGUAAAUGAAUUAAAUGUAAUUUAAAAAAAGUCUCUAAGCCCAUAUCACUGUAAAUGUCUAUAUCCAUAUCACUGUAAAUGUGUGUAGCCUACAUUUGUACUGUGAACUGGGGAGAGAGAGACUCAAAUAUCACAUUUGGGGUGGCAGGGUAGCCUAGUGGGUAGAGCGUUGGGAUAGUAACCGGAAGGUUGCAAGUUCAAAUCCCCCGAGCUGACAAGGUACAAAUCUGUCGUUCUGCCCCUGAACAAGGCAGUUAACCCCACUGUUCCUAGGCCGUCAUUGAAAAUAAGAAUUUGUUCUUAACUGACUUGCAUCGUUAAAUAAAGGUACAAU
Molecule: messenger RNA, 5621 nt
Organism: Oncorhynchus kisutch (coho salmon)
Lineage: Eukaryota; Metazoa; Chordata; Actinopteri; Salmoniformes; Salmonidae
Product: regulator of G protein signaling 22
Biological process (GO): regulation of signal transduction
Cellular component (GO): nucleus; cytoplasm
Molecular function (GO): G-protein alpha-subunit binding
Source: RefSeq, a predicted model, not a curated record